Colius striatus (speckled mousebird) is the source of this 1175-nucleotide messenger RNA. It is a transcript of the gene AHSA2, whose product is annotated as Putative activator of 90 kDa heat shock protein ATPase homolog 2. Gene Ontology annotation, cellular component: cytosol. Gene Ontology annotation, molecular function: protein-folding chaperone binding; ATPase activator activity. The transcript is spliced from 9 exons. Bases 44 to 1060 code for a protein of 338 amino acids. Lineage: Eukaryota; Metazoa; Chordata; Aves; Coliiformes; Coliidae. The record is from RefSeq and is a predicted model, not a curated record. Gene Ontology annotation, biological process: protein folding; positive regulation of ATP-dependent activity.
GGAAGCGGCGGCGCCGGGGCCGGGGCCCGGCGGGGGCGGCGGCAUGGCCAAGUGGGGCCAGGGGGACCCGCGCUGGAUCGUGGAGGAGCGCGCGGAUGCCACCAACGUCAACAACUGGCACUGGACGGAGCGCGACGCGACCAGCUGGUCCAAAACCAAGCUGAAGGAGGUGCUGGUGGGGCUGGUGGUGGAGGGCGAGGCCGGGCGCUGCGAGAUCAGCGACCUGAAGCGCGUGGAAGGUGAAGCGUCCUGCAACAGCCGCAAAGGGAAACUCAUCUUCUUCUACGAGUGGAACCUGCGCCUCAGCUGGAGAGGUACAGUGAAACAGUCUGGUGAGAAACAUAAGGGAUCUGUUGAAAUUCCUAACCUGUCAGAAGAAAAUGAGGUAGAUGAUACAGAGAUAAAUGUUAGCAAAAAGAAAGGGGAAGGAGAUGUUCUGAAGGACCUGAUGAGAACAGAAGGAACCACCAAAGUCAGAGAGGCCCUGAGAGACUACCUGAAAGCACUUAAAACAGAGUUUACUUUGGGCAUGAUUCUACCCACAAAAGCUACUGUUGGUCAGGAGCUGGCUGCUGAGCAGAAACUAAGCGGGGACACCACGCAAGAUUCUGUUUUGCCAGAAUCUUUGGAUGUAAUUGGUGUCAAAAUUCCAACAGUGAAGAUAAUUAUGAGAGAAUUCUUCAACUGUCCUGCAGAGGAACUUUACAGCAUCUUCACAACUAAGGAACUGGUACAGAAGUUUUCCAAGUGUCCUGCUGUGAUUGAAGCUGAGAAAGGAGGCAGACUCCAGAUGUUUGAUGGCUCUGUCAGUGGUGAAUACACAGAACUGGUCCCAAGCCAAAGAAUUGUCCUGAAGUGGAGGUGUAGAAGCUGGCCCGAGGAACAUUAUGCAAUGGUUGGCUUGAAUUUCAAGGCUGUGGGUGCUCAAACAGAGGUGCAGCUGGAGUGCCAAGGUGUUCCUGUCUCGAAUGAAGAUGGCACAAGGCACUGCUGGAAGAAGCAGUAUUUUGAAGAAAUAGGUCGUCUUUUACUGCAACGAAGCACUGACACCAUGGAAUGACAGCACCGCAGCUUCUGGACUAGCAGUUGGGAUUUUAGGGAAAGUAAUUUAUUUGUGGGGAAAGUAAAGUCCCACUUCCAUGAUACUGUAAAUAAAUUAAGCAUAAUGUAUGGAA